Acyrthosiphon pisum (pea aphid) is the source of this 1003-nucleotide messenger RNA. Its product is annotated as cuticular protein-like. NCBI's taxonomy places the organism in Eukaryota, Metazoa, Arthropoda, Insecta, Hemiptera, Aphididae. The record is from RefSeq and is marked provisional. The coding region runs from base 79 to 711 and encodes 210 amino acids. The transcript has 2 exons.
GACUACAUUUAGAUUCAAUUCAACACUUUCUGCAGACUAUCUGUUAACUCUGAACACUAUAUCACCAUAAUAUCUAUCAUGCAGCAUUUUAAGAUGUUGAGACUGCAGCGUUUCGUGAUCACGGCGGCGGCGUUAAUAGUGUCAUCGGUGGCGGCGGACGAGCCGGUAGCCGAACCAUCGCUUUACUCGGCGGCAUACUUACCACCAAAACCUAUGGUCGUAGUCGGCGGCCCGCUACACUACAACAGCCCGUACGAUGGCGCCGUGGCUAGCACGUCAACAAGCGUGUUCCGGACACCCGGCCACCCAGGUCAGGUGUCCGCGGUCCACAAAACCGUCGAGACGCCGUACUCGUCCGCGCACAAGGCGGACGUACGGUACACCAACGACGUGCAACUACCGUAUCAUCACUACCCGGCCGCCGUCCCCUACGGCUUCGGCCCGACCGCAGUCCCGUAUGGCUACGGUCCGACCGCCGUCCCAUACGGUCAUGGACCGGUCGCCGUCCCGUACGAUCAUGGACCGGUCGCCGUGCCGUACGGUCAUGGACCGGUCGCCAUUCCGUACGGCUACGGACAUGCUGCGGCUGUCCCGUACAACCAUGGACCGGUCGCUGCCACUUACGGUCACGGCCCAACCGCCAGUGGAUAUUCAGUCUCACACGCCAGUUUCUCCGGACCGCACGGAACCCACUACUCGUACAGACGGUGAUUCAUAUUUAGUAGGUAAAUCGCACGUGCGGUGAAUGUACCUAUAAUCAUAAUAUGACAAUAAUUGUACCGAUGUUAUUUUUAUAAUUUACGCAAAUUUCUAAUUGUAUUUAAUGUGAUAAGUAUCAAAUUAUAUAAUAGGUACCUAUAUUUAAAAAAUAAUAUUAUGAGAUUUGAAGUUUUAAAACAAACGUCCAGCGAUUUGACGAUGCACUGCAGCUGUCAACUAUAAUAUAUUAUUAUGUAUAAUAUAUCGGAAGUUUAAAAAUAAACUAUUUAUUAUUUGAUAAAAC